This is a messenger RNA of Mesoplodon densirostris (Blainville's beaked whale), 3177 nucleotides long. RefSeq names its product programmed cell death 6 interacting protein (gene PDCD6IP). Gene Ontology annotation, molecular function: protein binding. Gene Ontology annotation, cellular component: endosome. Bases 144 to 2762 code for a protein of 872 amino acids. Gene Ontology annotation, biological process: mitotic cytokinesis. The record is from RefSeq and is a predicted model, not a curated record. Lineage: Eukaryota; Metazoa; Chordata; Mammalia; Artiodactyla; Ziphiidae. The transcript is spliced from 18 exons.
CUCCCGGAAGUGGCCGGACCCGAAGCGCAGGCCGAGCGGACCUGUGUCAGCCCGUCAGUCCGCCCGUCCGGUACCCCGCGCGCCUCAGCCUUCGUCGCCGUCCCGCGGUCCCUUUGGCCCGAAGGGCGGCCGAGGCGCUCGCCAUGGCGACGUUCGUCUCAGUGCAGCUGAAGAAGACCUCGGAGGUAGACCUGGCCAAGCCGCUGGUGAAGUUCAUCCAGCAGACGUACCCAAGCGGCGGGGAGGAGCAGGCCCAGUACUGCCGCGCGGCGGAGGAGCUCAGCAAGCUGCGCCGCGCCGCGCUCGGCCGCCCGCUGGACAAGCACGAGGGCGCGCUCGAGACGCUGCUGAGAUACUAUGAUCAGAUCUGUUCCAUUGAACCCAAAUUCCCAUUUUCUGAAAACCAGAUCUGCUUGACAUUUACCUGGAAGGAUGCUUUUGAUAAAGGUUCACUUUUUGGAGGAUCUGUAAAAUUGGCUCUUGCAAGCCUAGGAUAUGAAAAGAGCUGUGUGUUGUUCAAUUGUGCAGCCUUAGCUAGCCAGAUUGCAGCGGAACAGAACCUGGAUAAUGAUGAAGGAUUGAAAAUUGCUGCUAAGCAUUAUCAGUUUGCUAGUGGUGCCUUUUUGCAUAUUAAAGAGACGGUUUUAUCGGCCUUGAAUAGAGAGCCUACUGUGGACAUAUCUCCAGAUACCGUUGGGACUCUCAGUCUUAUCAUGCUGGCACAGGCCCAAGAAGUAUUUUUUUUAAAAGCCACAAGAGAUAAAAUGAAAGAUGCUAUCAUAGCUAAAUUGGCUAAUCAGGCUGCAGAUUAUUUUGGUGAUGCUUUUAAACAGUGUCAGUACAAGGAUACUCUCCCCAAGGAGGUGUUCCCUGUCUUGGCUGCAAAGCACUGUAUCAUGCAGGCCUAUGCUGAGUACCACCAGUCUAUCCUGGCAAAACAGCAGAAGAAAUUUGGAGAAGAGAUUGCAAGGUUACAGCAUGCGGCAGAAUUGAUUAAAACAGUGGCAUCUCGCUAUGAUGAAUAUGUCAACGUGAAGGAAUUUUCUGACAAAAUCAACCGUGCCCUUACUGCAGCAAAGAAGGAUAAUGACUUCAUUUAUCAUGAUCGAGUUCCAGACCUUAAAGAUCUAGACCCUAUUGGCAAAGCCACACUUGUGAAAUCUACGCCAGUCAGUGUACCCAUCAGCCAGAAAUUCACUGAUCUGUUUGAGAAGAUGGUUCCUGUGUCAGUGCAGCAGUCUUUGGCUGCCUGUGGUCAGAGGAAAGCUGAUUUAGUUAACAGAUCAAUUGCUCAAAUGAGAGAAGCCACCACUUUGGCAAAUGGGGUAUUAGCUUCACUUAAUCUUCCAGCAGCAAUUGAAGAUAUAUCUGGAGAUACUGUACCUCAGUCUAUACUGACUAAGUCCACAUCUGUGAUUGAACAGGGAGGCAUCCAGACUAUUGAUCAGUUGAUCAAAGAGCUACCUGAACUUCUACAAAGAAAUAGAGAAAUCCUAGAUGAGUCAUUAAGACUGUUGGAUGAGGAAGAAACAACUGACAAUGAUUUAAGAGCAAAAUUCAAGGAACGCUGGCAAAGGACACCAUCCAAUGAACUCUAUAAACCCUUAAGAGCAGAGGGAGGCAACUUCAGAACUGUUUUGGAUAAAGCUGUGCAAGCAGAUGGACAGGUGAAAGAGCGUUACCAGGCUCACCGGGACACCAUUGCACUUCUGUGUAAGCCGGAGCUGGAGCUGAACGCUGCCAUCCCGUCUGCUAACCCAGCAAAGACCAUGCAGGGCAGCGAGGUUGUAAAUGUCUUAAAAUCCUUACUGACAAAUCUUGAUGAAGUAAAGAAGGAAAGAGAGGGGCUGGAGAAUGACCUGAAAUCAGUGAAUUUUGACAUGACGAGCAAAUUUUUGACUGCUCUGGCUCAAGAUGGUGUGAUAAAUGAAGAAGCUAUUUCUGUUACUGAACUGGAUCGAAUCUAUGGGGGUCUUACAACUAAAGUCCAAGAAUCUCUAAAGAAACAAGAAGGACUUCUUAAAAAUAUUCAGGUCUCACACCAGGAAUUUUCAAAAAUGAAACAGUCUAACAAUGAAGCUAAUUUAAGAGAAGAAGUUUUGAAGAACUUAGCUGCUGCGUAUGACAACUUUGUUGAACUUGUAGCUAAUUUGAAGGAGGGCACAAAGUUUUACAAUGAGCUGACUGAAAUACUCAUCAGGUUCCAGAACAAAUGCAGUGAUAUAGUGUUUGCACGGAAGACAGAGAGGGAUGAACUCUUAAAGGACUUGCAACAAAGCAUUGCCAGAGAACCUAGUGCUCCUUCAAUUCCUACACCUGCGUAUCAGUCCUCUCCAGCAGGGGGACACACGCCAACGCCUCCAACUCCAGCACCGAGAACCAUGCCGCCUCCUAAGCCCCAGCCCCCAGCCCGGCCUCCACCUCCUGUGCUUCCAGCAAAUCGAACUCCUCCUGCUACUGCUCCAGCUCCAGCUCCAGCUCCAGCGAGCACUGGGACCACUGCACCAGCUCCAUCACAAACUCCUGGUUCAGCUCCCCCUCUGCAGGCCCAGGGGCCCCCAUACCCCACCUAUCCAGGGUAUCCCGGGUAUUGCCAGAUGCCCAUGCCCAUGGGCUAUAAUCCUUACGCGUACGGCCAGUAUAAUAUGCCAUAUCCGCCAGUGUAUCACCAGAGCCCUGGACAGGCUCCGUACCCAGGACCCCAGCAGCCUUCAUACCCCUUCCCUCAGCCCCCACAGCAGCCUUACUAUCCACAGCAGUAGUGUGUCAGCUCAGAAGCUCAGCUGGUUCAGCUCAGAGGGAAAGAAAUACCAACCCUGCAAUAAGUGUACUAAACCCUACGCUCUGGUUAAUAUAACGUACUCUGAUGUACUGAGUGCAGUGUGUAAUUUCUGUCUGCGGCUAGAAGCUGUGCCCCAGUUCCACAUUUGAUUGCACAUGGGCCAUUUGCUGCUGUUGCAGUAUAAAGACUAAGUGUAAUAGGACUUGAAAUAAAUUACAUUACAGUUCAUAAAAGUUGAAAAUGAGAAAUUAAACCCACAAGUGAAACGUUUGAAAUUAUUAUACUUAGUUCUACAUAAGACAUUAUUGGAACAUCAGAGGCUUACAAUGAUGAUUUUAGUACUGAUACUCAAGAAAACUAAGUUCUCUUUCUCUUUUGGUUUAUUGAUUUGGUUU